Molecule: messenger RNA, 736 nt
Organism: Anoplophora glabripennis (Asian longhorned beetle)
Lineage: Eukaryota; Metazoa; Arthropoda; Insecta; Coleoptera; Cerambycidae
Product: outer dense fiber protein 3-like
Exons: 4
Coding region: 1-711 (236 amino acids)
Cellular component (GO): cytoskeleton
Source: RefSeq, a predicted model, not a curated record
AUGCCCAGAAAAACUAUUGGGCCUGGACCAGGUAAAUAUGUACUGCCACCUCUAAUCGGAUUCAGAGAUCAUGAUAUAUCAAAGUACAGAAAUCCUCAGUAUUCUAUGGGGCAGAAAUUACCCUUUGGAAAGAAACCCUUUGGACCGGGUCCAUGUUACGAUGUUAAGAAUAUGACUUCAUAUGGGAAAGCUAGCCCCCCUGCCUAUUCCAUGAAAUCCAGACCGAAAGCAAUAAGUACUUUCCAAGCACCCGGGCCUGGAACUUAUCAGCCUGAAAAGGGACCAAGAAUGAUGGAACAAAGGCCUCCAAUGUAUUCUAUGUCCUUUAGAUAUCCACCUCUAAAGAAAUACCAGACCCCAGGACCGAAUCAAUACGAGGUGCCUUCAACGCUAGGUCCCAAGGUUCCAGACAAAUAUGCAAAUGCUGCGUAUAGUAUGUCCUACAGACACAACCAAAUUUCCUCAGAAAAAUCACCUGGACCUGCUAAGUAUAGUGGAAUUGAAACAGAUCUCUAUAAAAAUAAGUUACCUAAUUAUACAAUCUCCCCACGUGUCUUCCCUCCCACAAGUGCUAGCGCCUCACCCGGACCCAUUUACAUGCCAAAAUUACCUAAGAAACAAGGAUACUCGUUUGGUUUAAGAACUGAUAAUGAUCCAUAUAUAACAGCUUCUGAUGAAAUGCCAUGUGUAGAAAGAAAAAACAACUGUUAAAUCUCAAACAAAAAUAAACAAUACA